UCUCAGUCAGCCUCCUCACUGAACGAUAGACUCAUCCCGAGACUUCUUACGGGAUACACGCUCACAAUAGCGCAGGGAACGGGACACACGAAUCGCCAACUCAAAAUUUACCUGGAGCUGGAUAUCGCUUUGUUUCCAAGAGUGGAUUAAAAAGGACAUUUUACACUAAAGUGCCGAGGGGGGGGGGGGGUUAUUUCCAAAAUGGAGGUGAAGACAUCACUUCUCGACAACAUGAUAGGGGUGGGUGACAUGGUCCUACUCGAUCCCCUGUCAGAAGACUCCUUCACCAAGAAUCUAAAGAACCGGUUUGAACACAAUGAGAUCUAUACGUACAUUGGAAGUGUGGUGAUCUCCAUGAACCCCUAUAAGUCCCUGCCCAUCUACACGGCAGAAAAAGUGGAGGAGUAUCGCAACAGGAACUUCUAUGAGCUCAGUCCGCACAUUUAUGCUCUAGCAGAUGAGGCGUACCGGUCACUAAGGGAUCAAGAUAAAGACCAGUGUAUUCUCAUCACAGGAGAGAGUGGGGCUGGAAAGACAGAGGCUAGCAAGUUUGUGAUGUCGUAUGUGGCGGCAGUGUGUGGGAAGGGCCAGGAGGUGAACAAAGUGAAGGAGCAGCUGCUUCAGUCCAAUCCCGUGCUGGAGGCUUUUGGGAAUGCUAAAACCGUUAGGAAUGACAACUCGUCUCGAUUCGGGAAGUACAUGGAUAUCGAGUUUGACUUCAAAGGAGACCCCCUGGGUGGAGUCAUCAGUAAUUAUCUCUUGGAGAAAUCCCGUGUGGUAAAGCAGCCCAGAGGAGAGAGGAAUUUCCACAUCUUUUACCAGCUGCUGUCUGGGGCAUCAGAAGACACACUCAAAAAAUUGAAGCUGAACCGAGACUUCAGUAAAUACAACUACCUAAGUCUAGAUUCAGCAACUGUCAAUGGACUGGACGAUGCUGCAAGUUUCAGGACAGUCAGAAAUGCCAUGCAGAUCGUGGGCUUCAUGGAGGAUGAAGUUCAGUCAGUCCUGGAACUUGUGGCUGCUGUCCUCAAGCUGGGAAACAUAGAGUUCAAACCAGAGUCUCGUGUCAACGGCUUCGAUGAGAGUCAAGUCAAGGACAAGAAUGACCUGAAGGAGAUGUGUGAGCUGCUGGGCAUUGAUCAGUCAGUGCUGGAGAGAGCGUUCAGCUUUCGUACGUUGGAGGCUAAGAUGGAGAAGGUUUCUACCUCACUCAAUGUGGCUCAGGCCUAUUAUGCCCGUGAUGCUCUUGCCAAAAACCUCUACAGCCGCCUGUUCAGUUGGCUGGUGAACCGAAUCAAUGAGAGCAUUAAGGCUCAAACCAAAGCGCGGAAGAAAGUCAUGGGAGUCCUGGAUAUUUACGGUUUUGAAAUCUUUGAGGACAACAGCUUUGAACAGUUUAUCAUCAACUACUGCAAUGAGAAGCUCCAGCAGAUCUUCAUCGAGCUUACUCUGCGCGAGGAGCAGGAGGAGUAUGUCCGUGAGGGUAUUGAAUGGACCAACAUUAACUAUUUCAACAACGCCAUCAUAUGUCAUCUCAUUGAAAAUAAUAAGACCGGUAUUUUGGCCAUGUUGGAUGAGGAGUGCUUGAGGCCCGGCACAGUGACAGACGAGACGUUCCUGGAUAAGCUAAGCACUGUGUAUGCUGAGCACCAGCACUUUGAGAGCAGACUGAGCAAAAACUCCAAGUUCCUCACAGACCACAGCCUGCCACACAACUGCUUCCGAAUACAGCACUACGCCGGCAAGGUGCUGUAUCGAGUGGAGGGAUUUGUGGAUAAAAACAAUGACCUUCUCUACAGAGAUUUAUCUCAAGCCAUGUACAAAGCCAAUCACAGCCUGAUAAAACUUCUCUUUCCUGAGGGAAACCCAGCUAAAGUGAACCUCAAACGCCCCCCCACCGCUGGAUUCCAGUUCAGAGCAUCAGUGGGAACUCUCAUGAAGAACCUGCUGACCAAAAACCCCAAUUACAUCAGGUGUAUCAAACCAAAUGACAAGAAGGCACCCCACAUUUUCACAGAGUCACUAGUGUGUCACCAGGCACGCUACUUGGGUCUGAUGGAGAAUGUACGCGUGAGAAGAGCUGGUUACGCUUUCCGUCAGCCAUACCAGCCCUGUCUGGAGCGCUACAAGAUGCUCUGCAAGCAGACCUGGCCACACUGGAAGGGUCCCGCCAGGGAGGGUGUGGAGGUUCUCCUGACAGACCUUAAAGUGCCUGUAGAGGAGUACGCCUAUGGACGAUCCAAGAUCUUCAUCAGGAACCCCAAAACGCUGUUCUUUUUGGAAGAGAAGAGGAGGCAGCGUCUAGAAGAUCUGGCAGCUCUCAUCCAGAAGAUCUAUCGGGGCUGGAAGUGCCGCACUCAGUUCAAGCUGUUGAAGAAGAGUCAGGUGGUGGUUGCCGCCUGGUACAGAAGAUAUGCGCAACAAAAGAAGUACCAGAAUAUCAGAUGCUCUGCCUUAGUGGUUCAGUCCUUCAUCAGAGGAUGGAAGGCCCGGAAGGUUCUGCGUGAGCUGAAAUUCAAGAAACGAUGCGAAAAGGCUGUCACUACUAUUUCGGCCCACUGGCAUGGAACUCAGGCCCGCCGGGAACUGCGGCGUCUUAAGGAGGAGGCACGGAAUAAACAUGCAGUGUCUGUCAUUUGGGCAGCCUGGCUCGGAUCGAAGGCUCGGAGAGAACUGCGGUGCUUAAAGCAUGAAGCUUGCAGUAAACAAGCUGUGUCUGUCAUAUGGGCCGGCUGGCAAGGAACCAAGGCACGUAGAGAGCUGAAACGCUUGAAGGAGGAAGCCAGGCGUAAGAAUGCCAUCGCUGUCAUUUGGGCCUACUGGUUGGGAUUAAAGGUCCGUCGGGAAUACAGGAAGUUCUUCAAAGCUAAUGCUGGCAAGAAGAUCUAUGACUUCACCAUCCAGAAAAUCAUGCAAAAGUACUUCCUGGGCAUAAAAAAAACAAUGCCUUCUAUGUCACCGAUUGAUAAGAGCUGGCCUGCUCGACCCUAUGGAUUCCUGGAUGGGACACAUCAAGAGCUCAGGAGGAUGUUCCAUCUGUGGAGGUGCAAGAAAUACCGCAGCCAGUUCACCGAGGAGAAGAAGGCUACCUAUGACGAGAAGCUGGCAGCAAGCAAGCUCUUCAAAGAUAAGAAGGCCUUGUAUCCUAACAGUGUUGGGCAGCCUUUCAAAGGAGACUAUGUGGAGAUGAACAAAAACCCAAAGUACCAGAAGCUAAACAAUGUAGUAGAUGACAAGGUUCUUCUUGCUGAUGUGGUCAGUAAAAUCAACCGUGCCAACGGUAAGGGCUCUCCAAGACUUUUCCUCCUGACCAAGAAAAACUUUGUUCUGGCUGAUCAGAAGACCGGUCAGGUGAAGGCCAGCGUUCCGCUUCCGGACCUCAGCAGUAUCUCUGUCAGCACACAAAACGAUGGAUUUUUCGCCCUCAAGCUCAAAGCGGGUGCCACGUCAGCAUCCAAAGGGGACUUUUUGCUGAGCAGUGACCGUCUUAUUGAGAUAAUCACCAAACUCCAUCGCACAGGUGCAGCUUCAGCUGACAGGAUUCAAAUCAAAAUCGACAUUUCAGAUGAAUUCCUCGUGCAGUUCAAGCAAGAUAAAGUGUGCGUAAAAUUCAUCCAGGGUGCUCCAAAGAACGGCAACAGUGUCUCCUGCAAGCGUAAAAACAACCGGCUUCUGGAGGUGUCCGUUCCAUCACCAUAAAGGACUAAAACCCUUUCGCCCACUUCAGGGAUAAGAACUCUGACAUUCUGCCCCCCGUAAACCCAUAAUGAUCACACAAUUCUGAUUUUCUUGUAAUUUCUGAUUCUAUAUAGUCAAAAUCAUUGCAUAAUUAUUCACAGUAUUUGGGUACCUAAAGUUUUACCUUUUACAGCUUUUAACGGUGGAGUGGAAGUCUAACUUUCUUUCUUCACAAAUCUUGGGACACAUGAGAAAUUCUCUUUAAUUGGACUUAAUGGAAACCAAAGUGAUGACAACGAGAUUUGUAAGGCCUUUGAACUGGUUUCUAGUUUGCCAUGUUUGUGUGGGCUGCUUAUUGUUUGAAACCAAGUACAUAGAGAUGCUGAAAGAGUUUGGUUGGGCUACAAAAUGUAAGAUUGCACUUUUUCACUGGGGUGUCUGGUGGUCAGGAAAGACAGGCUGGUCGGUUGGUUUAUUAGUGUUUAUUUUCCUGUUCUAUUUUCAUUGUUUGUAGCGAAGACAUUUAUUGAAAACUACUCAUUUUAAUUUUGCCAAAUGAAACGGGAAUUUGCGAUCCACAAUCGUGUGCCAUUUAGCUGUUCCUAUAUAAGACAUUAUCUUAUAUAUGUUAUAGUGCAGAAACUUUCUUAUUUAUAAGCCAAAUAAUGAUUUUUAUUUUCAGUUUAAUGAUGAAUGCCAAACAAUAUUGUUUCAAAUCAUUCUUUUUUCCCACAUGUAUUUAGUUCAUGAACACUUAUUCUUCACAUUCUGUAAAUCAGGGUAUCAUCAUGGAAACCACUUCCUCACAAUUUCAGUGUGGAAACUGAUAAAUCGCUCUUUUUACAUUAAUGGCAUGCAUGAUGGAAUCUCCAACGGUGGGAUGAAACACCCUAAAAAUUUGAGCGAUUUGGUGAUUUUCGCGUCUGUGUUGAUGCUGCACUGGUUGUCUAGACGGUUGGCAUACUAAAGCCCUGGCUGGUACGAUCUGCAUUAAGUCCACUUCAGUCAGUCCCUUUACUGUCAUGGGGUAAUGUAAGCAGCAUGUACAUGAACUGUAGAACUUGUGUGGACUCGUAUGGUAGCAGGCUAAUAAUAGCUGGUAUUUGUUGUCCUAUAGCUGUGUUGAGGCAAAAUGUAAAUGCGUUUUUGCCAUUGGAAUGUGGGCUGCAUCAUUUUAUUUUUGGCUUGCUCACAUCUGCUAUAAAUAAAUGCAGUGAUUUUCUUAAGGCCUGACCCAGAUCUUUGAGUGUGAGCAUUCAUGCAUUCUUUGGACGUGAAGGCACACACUACAUUCUGCUUACGUUUACCCACAUACCAGAAUCGUGGUUGAUGCUUUUUCAAUUGUGUUUAAUGCGAAGUUGUUUUAGUGGACAUUUUGUACUCCUGAACUUCUGAAGACAAGGCCCACCAACUUAACUUCUCUGCUUAAGUUCCAUGAUGUGUUUUUUGUAUAUUUACAGUAAAAACAUAAGUAGAUAUUAGGGGAGUGGUUUAUCUUCCUCUUCAGUAAAGGAAGCUGAAUUAAGCGCUGUGAUUCCGCAGAGUGUCACUUUGAUGCAGUAAGCCAUCCUCCUCUUCCAUGUCAGGAGUUGGAUUUGAAAGAGGAAAAUAAGUGUUGUAUGAAUUUUUUUGUGUGUGAUUAAAUGUAACCUGUUCUGAAAGACUGAAAACAUGGAAGUUUUUCAUUAACUACUAAGUGUAAUAAAUGACAAGUAAUCAUUUUUUAAAUAAAAGCAAUACAUAAAUGAUUUUGGCUAAUCAAUUGUGCUUUGUUGUUUUGAAAUGUACACAUUAUACACUCCGAUACUAGAUUGAGUGCAUUGAGCGAAGCUCGCCAAGAUAGGAAUGGAGUAAAUUGUUGAGGUAUCUGAAAAAGAAUCUUGGAUGUGUUGAAAAUAAUAAUUUGUAUUAUCUUUGAGAAAUAUGUAUUACAAAUAGGACUGAUUUGUUAAUGCCAUACAAUUUAGCUUAUGUUUAUAUGUAAAAUAUAUAUUUAGUGCAAAACAAUAAAUGCAUGAC
This is a messenger RNA of Xyrauchen texanus (razorback sucker), 5697 nucleotides long. RefSeq names its product unconventional myosin-Ib-like. The transcript has 32 exons. Gene Ontology annotation, molecular function: microfilament motor activity; actin filament binding; ATP binding. Gene Ontology annotation, biological process: actin filament organization; vesicle transport along actin filament. Gene Ontology annotation, cellular component: brush border; cytoplasm; plasma membrane. The record is from RefSeq and is a predicted model, not a curated record. Bases 202 to 3699 code for a protein of 1165 amino acids. NCBI's taxonomy places the organism in Eukaryota, Metazoa, Chordata, Actinopteri, Cypriniformes, Catostomidae.